This is a messenger RNA of Solanum verrucosum, 532 nucleotides long. Its product is annotated as protein FLOWERING LOCUS T-like. The transcript is spliced from 4 exons. NCBI's taxonomy places the organism in Eukaryota, Viridiplantae, Streptophyta, Magnoliopsida, Solanales, Solanaceae. The coding region runs from base 1 to 525 and encodes 174 amino acids. The record is from RefSeq and is a predicted model, not a curated record.
AUGCAAAGAGAAAGAGAUACAUUGACAGUUGCUAGAGUGAUAGGUGAUGUUUUGGAUCCAUUCACAAGGUCUAUUAACCUAAGAGUUGUUUAUAACAAUAGAGAGGUUAGAAAUGGUUGUGAUUUGAGGCCUUCUAUGGUUAUCAACCAACCUAGUGUUGAAAUUGAAGGGGAUGAUCUUCAAACUUUUUACACUCUGGUUAUGGUGGAUCCUGAUGCUCCAACUCCGAGCAAUCCUUACCACAAGGAGUAUUUGCACUGGUUGGUCAAUGAUAUCCCAGCAAGCACAGGAGUAACCUUUGGCAAUGAAGUUGUAUCUUAUGAGUGCCCAAGACCUACAAUGGGAAUACAUCGACUUGUUUUAGUUUUAUUUCGUCAAUUGCGUCGAGAAAUUGUCCAUGCUCCCGAAAAUCGCCAAAAUUUCGAUACAAGGGAGUUUGCAAAGGUCUAUAAUUUUGGAUUGCCGGUAGCUGCGGUUUAUUUCAAUUGUCAAAGAGAAAAUGGUACUGGUGGUCGUCGAAUAUAAUUUUGUU